Messenger RNA from Ambispora gerdemannii, 255 nucleotides. Lineage: Eukaryota; Fungi; Glomeromycota; Glomeromycetes; Archaeosporales; Ambisporaceae. The record is from the annotation of a GenBank genome assembly.
AUGAGCAAUUUGGGUAUAGCGAUAGACUUGCCACCUCGGCCACCAGCAAGACUUGGUUUCUAUGAGGAUAUGGAUGGAGAGGAGGAGGACAAGACACAAAACGUUCCACCAAGGCCUCCAGCAAGAUUAGGUUUCUAUAAUGAAAAUCCUUUAAAAGAACGCAGAGAGAAAGAGGAGGACUGGGUGAAAUGCAGCUCCGAUGUCACAAUAAACAACAUCAAAGAAACGACAAUCUGGGGAGAGACACAACAAUAG